Drosophila hydei is the source of this 2522-nucleotide messenger RNA. Its product is annotated as autophagy-related protein 13 homolog. The transcript has a single exon. The record is from RefSeq and is a predicted model, not a curated record. Bases 445 to 2082 code for a protein of 545 amino acids. NCBI's taxonomy places the organism in Eukaryota, Metazoa, Arthropoda, Insecta, Diptera, Drosophilidae. Gene Ontology annotation, biological process: protein localization to phagophore assembly site; piecemeal microautophagy of the nucleus; autophagosome assembly. Gene Ontology annotation, cellular component: cytosol; phagophore assembly site; Atg1/ULK1 kinase complex.
UUGAUUGUAUUUAAACUCAUUACACGAGAGCUUGACAACCCUGAGUAAGGCCCACACAGCAUAGAGUAUGGCAGCACCAGCACGUCGCAUUCGCUUUAGUUUAAUGGCGGACAGUAAUGAAAAAAGUGGGAGUGAUCUCUGUUUUACUUCUAUAUUAAAUAAUUCAAUAAAUUGAAUGUUUAAAUAAAUAACAAAAGCAAACUGUUCAGGCAAAUACAAAUUGCAGUGUUUUUAAAAAUGUCUAAACAUGUGUUAAGCGAUAAUCGAAGUGUAACAACAUAAAGUGCACAAACGAAAACAAAAAAAAAUCCACAGAAUACUGCGAAUUGGCAUAGACAGACAAUACGCGGAAGCAGUGUAAAAAGCAAAACAGAAACGAACUUUGUACACUGUUGCAAGUACACAAAACUGAAUAAUAAAUAAAAAAUAAUAAAAGACUCAAAAAUGUCUGCGCAACGUUUAAACGCAGCCGAAAAAGAACUAGAAAAAUACAUAAAAUCCCUUGCGUUCAAAUCAGCACAAGUUGUGGUGCAAUCUCGCCUUGGUGAGAAGAUACAAACACAGUGUAGUCCGCUGGGUGGCAACGAUUGGUUCAACAUUGUUGUACAGGAUCAUCCGGAUGUGCUGGACGAGACGAAACGUGCUCUAGCACUCAAGCCAGGUGAAAGCAUUUUGCAACGCCUGCCGCUGUGCGUUGAGAUUUCGUUAAGGACCAGCGAGGGCGAUAAAAUGAUGCUUGAGGUGUGGUCAUUGGAUUUGUUGCCAGUGGAUAGUAAUAAAGCAGCCGCUGGAGAAGACUGCAAGGGCGAAGGCUGCAACACAAACACCAUCAAUGAUAGUCAAACACUGAAAGCUUCCUCCCAUCAGCUUCACGUUAUUUACAAUCGCAUGAGCAUUAUGCUUAAAUCCCUUAUCUCACUCACACGUACGACGCCUGCUUAUAAGUUGUCGCGUCGACAAUGCCCGGAAUCAUAUGGCAUCUACUAUCGCGUCUAUGUGGAUCGACCGCAGGUGCACACACUAGGCGAGCGUCACAAACAGGUGAAGAUUGGGCAGCUCAACACGAUUCUGGGCUCGGUAAUCAUGUCGGUUGCCUAUCGCACCAAGCUGACCAUAUCACCCACAGCUGGCCACCAAGCUGCAUCGGCUGCUCAUCAGGCGCAACACAACAAUACCAUCAUGCUGAAGUCGGAUCACUUUCGGCCUGCCAGUGAUGCCAGCUCACCCGUACAUCAGAUGUCAUCGGUUAAGUUUGCAGUGGGCGUGGGUGGUGCGGGCCCUGGAACGGCUUCUGAUAAACGUUUCAUAGACAUUGAGAAACCGUUGCGUCCGGGUGCAUUUACAGAUUUGGGCAAGCUACGGCAAUUUACGGAGACUGAUUUUGUGCUGCCGGAAACGCCGCCGUUUGAGUGGAUGUUGCGUACGCGUCAUGAGAGCAAUGGCUGCGGUUCCAUCGAAUCGCUGAAUCGCAAAUGUGAAUCGCCAGUUCUUAACAAUAAUAACAACACAUACAACAUUAAUGGCAGUGGCAACAACGACAACCACAACCACAACAAUAACAACAACGUGACAGCAUUUAAGAGCUUUGAGAAAUCAACAGCUCCUUGUGCCGCAUCGCCUAUAAAGAGUCUACUAAUACCCGCCAGCAGUGCCACAUUGCGAAACAAUUCGGCGCCCAUGUUGCAAGAACAGGCAUCGUCAGCGUCACAGCUUCAGCAGCCACUGGAUGAUGACAGUCUGCUUAAGGAGCUACAUUUUCCUUUCGCCUCGCCCACAUCGCAUGUCAACGAUCUGGCGAAGUUCUAUCGGGAAUGCUAUCAUGCGCCACCAUUGCGUGGGCUUAGCGAACUGCAAGCGCCUAGUGCAACAAGCUGUGGUGCCACAGCGGCAGCAUCCGCAACAGCUGCGGCAGCUGCAUUAUCCAGCAAUGCAGCAGCUGGAAGCAUGGACGACUUAUCACGCCAAUUGGAACAGUUUGAGACGUCGCUAGAUGAUUACGAUAAGCUCGUCUCGCAAUUCGGACUGAGCGGCUCCUCGUCCACGGGCAGUCGCAGCAGUGGCGGCCUUCAGAUGAGCAACUGAACGUGAAGAGCUCGGGGGAGCGAGCGCAAUCAAAGAGCGAGUGAGAGAGUUAGCUUGAACUAGGGUCGUUUAAAUAAUAGCUCAUACUAGUUAUGUUUCAAUGAUAGGCUCAAGAUAAAUUGUUCCUUGUGCGAUCUAUAAAUUGUUUAUACUGACUAGGUUUUUAUGAUAUUAUUAUUAUCUUCAUGUCUCCAUUGCAUACAUAUAACAGACAAAAAAACAAAUAUUUACAUAUAGGCUAGUUGCAGGGGCUUCAGUUUUGUAUAGUUAUCAAGUGAGAAGCUCAUCACGUUUCACGUUUUCAGUGCACCGACUUACAUACGAACAUGAAAACACUUACAUACAUACAUACACACAUACGUACAUGUUAUUAGAUUGGGGCGUACUCGUCGCUUGUUGUUUAUUUCUCUCUUUGUUUAUGUGCCUUCAUAGAAUUUGAA